Trematomus bernacchii (emerald rockcod) is the source of this 2122-nucleotide messenger RNA. It is a transcript of the gene adprm, whose product is annotated as ADP-ribose/CDP-alcohol diphosphatase, manganese-dependent. The transcript has 3 exons. Bases 128 to 1102 code for a protein of 324 amino acids. The record is from RefSeq and is a predicted model, not a curated record. Lineage: Eukaryota; Metazoa; Chordata; Actinopteri; Perciformes; Nototheniidae. Gene Ontology annotation, molecular function: manganese ion binding; 2',3'-cyclic-nucleotide 2'-phosphodiesterase activity; ADP-ribose diphosphatase activity.
GUUUUAGAGAAUCCGAGAGAAGAAGGGGAAAAAGUUCCUGCUAUCGUGUGACCAAACAGGACAUUGAACCUGUCUGCAUUUCAUUAACGCGGGUAGUGUAUGCUGUGUCGGCACUCACACAUCGACCAUGGACGGCUGUCCUCCCACUCCGCUGUUCACAUUUGGAGUGAUAGCAGACAUUCAGUACGCGGACCUAGAGGACGGGUUCAACUACAGCCGGACGCGGAAGCGGUUCUACCGGAGCAGCCUACAGCUGCUAAAGAACGCCCAGAGGAGCUGGGCAGAGUCCGCUGUCAGACCCGAGUUUAUCCUCCAGCUGGGAGACAUUAUCGACGGCUUCAACAAGGGCCCCGGCGCGUCUGAGCGGGCCCUUGACACCGUGCUGAGGGAGUUCUCCGGGCCCGCGGAGGUCCACCAUGUGUGGGGCAACCACGAGUUCUAUAACUUCAGCAGGAGCGCGCUGCUGCGUUCACGGCUCAACAGCAGCGCGCUGCACAGGGACCGGGACCUGAGCGGGGACGUCUACGCCUACAGCUUCAGCCCGGCCCCCGGAUUCACGUUUGUCGUGCUGGACGCCUAUGAUGUGAGCCUGCUGGGCAGGGAGCCGUCCAGUGAGCAGUACGGCCAGGCUAUGGAUCUGAUAAAACUCUACAACAACAACGACGACCUGAACUGCCCCCCAGUUUUGGAAGGGCUGCAGCGGAGGUUCACCAUGUUCAACGGGGGCUUCGGUCAGGAGCAGCUGGACUGGCUGCAUGCUCUUCUGACCGCGUCUGAUGACAAAAGAGACAGAGUUACAAUCGUCAGUCACGUCCCUGUGCACCCCGGCUCCACAGACCCCGUCUGCCUGGCCUGGAACUACGAGGAGCUGCUGGCCGUCAUCCGGGCCCACAGCAGCGUGGUGUGUUACAUGGCCGGACACAGCCACGACGGGGGGUACUGUCAGGAUAAAGACACGGGCGUACACCACGUGACGAUAGACGGGGUGAUCGAGACCCCCCCUGACAGCGAUGCCUUCAGCACCGUCUCUGUGUAUGCAGACAGGAUGGUGCUGAAAGGGGAGGGGAGGGUGGAGGAUCGAGUGUUUCUGUUCCCAUCAUAAGGAUACAGUUCACACCUCACUGAGGCUUUCGGGACGUCAUGACAGGGAUUUUAUGGACUGGGAUAUUUCCAGGGUGUUUAUUAUUCUCUGGAGGUCAGGUCCCUUUACAAGAAAGACAAUCUCCCAUCUCGUAGCGUUAGGCUUUCCAUGAUUUUCUCAGAUGAAUAAACAUUAACCCACUUCAGUCAUGGAAGGGCUGUAACCUACCAUUGGUUUAGUUUUGGUAAAGGCUUUAAAGUGUGAACUAACUCAGCAGGGGGAACACCAUACUGUCAAUAUGUAUUUAUUAAAUAGUUUUGAUUAUUUAUGAGUGUAUAUCUAAUACACAAGCUUUUACACAAGAGGUUAAAUGCUAUUAUUUGUAUAGUUAUACACAAUUUAAGCAGAAUUUUGUAUUUGUUACAUAUGCUGCCUACUGCAUUUUGCACAUAUAGAAAGCACUGAUUUUAUUUAUUUAUUUUGAUUUAAGUUAUUUGAUGGGCAUUGUUGUGAAAAAUGGCCUUGUUAGUUGAACCCCUUCUUUGACUUUGCAGGUUCUGCUCGCACAUGUGAUGAUAAAUGAUUUGUUAGUAAUUGCAAAUUGGUUUAUUUAUGGAAUAAAAUGAGCACAAACAUAAAAGCCUCUCAGAUAGGAGUGUAAAGAAGGUUCAGGAACAGUAGGAAUUAUAAUGUAGGCAGAGCAUGAAGUAAUUACUGUCGUAAAUCCACAGUUUACAAAACCCUGUAGCAAGGUCAUCUAGCAAUCAAAAUGUUAUUUGGUAUCGAGAUAUACCAGAGGUAACGGUACUCACUCUGCAGAAUAUAUAUGACUGUAUUAUAAUUAUUGAUGCAUGAAUGUUAUCAUUAAUGUAGCCGUGAGUAAAAGAGGAGUUAUUUUGUAUUAGUUUAUAUACUGCUGGGAGCCUUGUGAAUUUUUUGGGAUCAAUACGUUUUUAUGCUUCCAUGAUAAAGUUUUAAUCUGAAUCCUUAAAGUAACUUAACCUGUCUACACUGCUCAAAAAAAUAAAGGAACACUUUUAA